This is a messenger RNA of Gaeumannomyces tritici R3-111a-1, 348 nucleotides long. RefSeq lists its product as hypothetical. The transcript has 4 exons. Lineage: Eukaryota; Fungi; Ascomycota; Sordariomycetes; Magnaporthales; Magnaporthaceae. The coding region runs from base 1 to 348 and encodes 115 amino acids. The record is from RefSeq and is a predicted model, not a curated record.
AUGAUGAUUUCCCAAGAGAGAGAAGAGAGCGCUUCCAAGCGAGGCUCACGAGAAGCGCCUCCCAAGCUCAGCGCCGUCGACGUCGAUGAGCCAGGUUGCCCUGGCCUCUGCGGCUGGCAACUCCGCAUAAUGACCAAAUUCCCCCGCCGCGCGCCCCAACUUACCCCUGUCAAUCGCUCCACACAAAAAGAAUACGGAAGAUGGGAGCAGGUCAGUCAGGGAGAGCAACAACGCCGAACCGCCGAGAGCCUAACUCGACCUAACCAUCGAGGAGGGUAUAUAUAUAUAUAUAUAUGUGUGUGUCAGGGUAGACAAAGGCAGACCGCAACUGCGGCGAUGAGCUACUAG